GAGUUACGCGAGCGAUGACGUGACGCCGCACGUCCCGCGGCACGUGCGGGCGCAAUAAGCGACUCGCGUUUGAAGUCAGUUACCGGCGACGGCGGCGGCACGGCGGCCCGCGAUCGGCUGCCCACGUCGACGUAGGUGAGAUGCGCCAAGGCUGGAAGGAGAGGAAGAGGAGGACGAAGUAGGUGAAAAAUGUCGCGCAGUCUGCCGGACCGAGUGGCCGGGCUCUACUAUGCCCACGGCCUGUUCUGCUCGUCCCAUCCCGUCGUCGUGCUCUCGCUCGCGAUAUCGGUCCUCCUGCUAUGCUGCUACCCGCUUGUCAAUCUGCCCUUGCCGGGCAAUGCCCCGAAAACCCUGAUCAACGACACUGUCCUACCGGCGAACGGCACGGAGACCUCGGUACUGUACGUACAACAAGUGGUGCUGAGAAUCGGAGUGAUGCCAUGGAGCGAGGACCUCACGCUGAUGGACGCAUUCAGGGGACCCCUGUACGAAGUGUUCAAUCUCUUGGAGAUCAUACGGAAUUAUCAGCAUCCAGAAACAUUAGAGACACUUGACAAGGUAUGCUUGCAUAUUGAAACAGUGAAGAAAAGAAAUGGCAAGAAGGCCGAGGUUUUGCCAGAAUACAACUGUCUUGUCUUAUCGCCCGCAAAUCUCUGGCAACAGAGUAUGGAAUUAUUUGCUCAAGACACAAAUCUCAUUAAUACAAUAUUUUCGUAUCAGAACCUUCAGAGGGGUAAGCUAAGUCUCGCCGAAGUGAUGUUUGGAAUGAGUUUGAAGGAAACGGGAGUGAAACGUUAUCCUGCUCGAAUUCGCCAGAGAAUCCUGCAAUAUGCCGUGACUAUUUAUUUAAAGAAAUACGAUCAGGAAUUCGUAAAGGGAUUGCAGCGCCGACUGAGGACCUAUUAUCACCUGCAUCAAAACGUCGACAACAGCACGGGCGUAGACGCGCGCGACGAAGUGCUGAAUAUUUUCUAUCCCGGUGAAUUCAAUUACAGUGAAUUCUUCCCGCUGUUAAUGACUUCCCUGCUAUUAUUUUUGUACGAGUACUUCCAAGUGCGGAAAAUAGAACUGGUAAAGUCUAAAAUCGGCAUUGCGUUCAGUGCCAGCGUGACGGUGAUGGGCUCGCUGUCGAUGACUAUGGGUGUGUGCUUUUUCUUCGGUCUGACGCUGAGCAUGAGUGCCAAGGAAGUGUUCCCGUACUUGGUGAUUAUCUUCGGCCUCGAGAACGUGCAGGUGCUGACGAAGAGUGUCGUGAGCACGCCCGCCCAAUUGGACGUGAAGAUACGCGUCGCGCAGGCUCUGUCGAAGGAGGGCUGGUCCAUCACGAAGAAUCUACUCACGGAGGUGACGAUUCUGACCAUCGGGCUGUUCACCUUUGUCCCGGCCAUCCAGGAGUUUUGCAUAUUCGCCAUCGUCGGCCUGCUGAACGACUUUUUCCUGCAAAUGAUGUUCUUCUCGACGAUCCUGGCGAUCGACAUCAGACGUACGGAGCUGUCCAGCGAGAACUCGAAGUUUCACCUGUCGCACAUUCAGGCGUCGCGCAGACAGCAGUUCACCACCACGAUUACCAACAGGAAGCCCCACAUAUUCCGCUCCAAGUCUCACCCGAGAUUGAACGGCCUCUCCACCGGCCCGACCAGCGUUAUCGCCCCGAAUACACAGAACACUCACACGCUGGCCAAGAUCCCCAAGCGUUUGAGACUGGUGCACUUCUGGGCGCGAACGCGUAUCUUCCAGCGUGCAUUUAUGGUAGGCAUGAUCGUGUGGAUCAGCAUGACCAUUAACGACUACGGCAUCAUCGAGCACAUAAUACACCUAAGCGAGACUGACAUUGAUGGAUAUACGAUAGACAAGCCUCAGUCAUUAAACAACUAUGUCGAGCUAAAUACGGCAACACCUGUGUCUAUAUCGCCUGCAACUGUAGCCCCGGCCAAUCUAAACGAACAGGAUCUAACUAAUAAUGCAACGGAGAAAUUAAAUAAGCUGAGACCUAUGGACUUCCCGCCUUGGAAUAGCCUAUCGCUGUAUCAUUGGUCUUCAAUUCUCUCGAUGUACAACGUGUCGAUCGCCGGCGGACGAGUGACGAUACUGCCGACGAUAAAGUUAUCGCACGCGGUGAGCCCGCAAUUAGCAAGACAAAUUAGCAAUCCAAAUGACGUUCAACACUUCCAGUGGCAGAGUCUCGCCACCGCCGCGCUCGAUCCUUUAGAUUUCUCAGAUAUGGAGGGACCGUCGAGAUCGGAAGGACGUGUAUUCAACGCGGACGCGCCUUUCGUACCGUCGAGCCCGAUGGAGAUAUUUCUAGCCGCUCUGCUGUGCCUCAUCAGCGUGAUCGUGGUCGCGUACACGAUGGUGGUGCUGUACCGUUGUAUCUGCUCGCGAAAUUACGCGGAGUGGCGAGCCAGCUGGCACCAGCAGGAGAAGACGCACGACUCCGUCACGCAGCUGGUGCUGGAGGCGGUACCGCUGGUCCUGGAGGGCCACACGCAGGAGGUGGAGUGCAUCGCGACGGACGGCAACACCGUCGCGAGCACGUGCCUAGCGGGACACAUCAGGGUAUGGGACUCGACGUCCGGCGAGCAGUUGGCGCACAUCGACCGACGGCUGUUCUUCAGCGGUCCGCAGAAAACGUUGAGCCAAACGUCCCCGGACGCCGACGAGCUGAUGUCGGAUUACGAGAGCGGCUCGCCGCCGUCUCGCGGCGAGAUGGAGGCGGCGCAGUCGAUGGGAUUCUACUCGCCGGCCUCGGCGAUGUACCAAGGGAAGUUGUCUCCCGCUUACAACAUGCGAAGGGUCAACAGCAGCAACAGCAACAACAACAACCGGCGAUCCGUCGGGAGCAUGCUGGACUACGAUUAUCAGAUCAACGAGCUCGGUAGCGACACCAAGCAGAAGCUGCUGCUGCGUCGAAGCCUGGGCAGCGCUUACGAUCUUCCCGACCUGAGGCCGGCGAUCAACGUCAAAUUCUCGAACAUAAAAUAUUCACCCUCGCAAAAGAAUUACGAUCAAGGCUUCGACUUCGGCGAGCGGUACAAGAUCAUGCUGGAGGAGCACAACAGGUCGAUCGAGGAGAUGCAAAAGUCUAAGGCGAGGGAACCGCUGAACGUUCUUUCUGCGAGAUCGAGCAAUUUAGUUGGCAGCACAUCGUCCAUAAACACCGAUCGCACAAUACAAUCGUCGCAGAUUAUAGCGGCGAUUUGGUGUAUGGAUUAUCAGGAAAAUCUCAUAGUGGUGGGGUGCGCUAACGGCAGUCUAGAAUUCUGGGAGGGCACGACCGGUAGAUUCAAGUGUCUCUUCGAUGAUGGAUCAGGACUUGGAAUCUCUGCCGUUAGACUCGUCGGUAGCAGAGUAGUCGCGGCUAAACUGAAUGGAACUGUCGACUUCCUGCAACUUGAGAGCUACAGCGAAGGCCAGCAGAUUGAUUGGGGCUUCACGUCUUACAGAAGAACGCACGUGCGAACGGGAAGCGCUGGUUCGCCGAUGGACCUAAACAACAGCAUGCAAACGGAGGAGGAUCUGCGUUGCAUGAAAAUCGGCUCUCACAGAGCGCAUCAACAAGCGAUCACUGUCUUAGACAGCGAAGGCGGUCGUGUAUUGACAGGCAGCCAGGAUCACACCUUGAAAGUGUACAGGUUAGAAGACCAGCUGCCCCUGUAUACGCUUCAUGGACACUGCGGUCCGAUAUCGUGCCUCUUUAUCGAUAGAAUAAGUCCCAUGACAUCCGGUAGCGGCUCUCAAGAUGGACUGUUGUGCGUGUGGGAUCUGCUGACAGGAGCGUGCAUGUAUAGUAUUCAAGCCCACGACGGUGCUGUGGCCGCUAUCACAUGUUCAGUGUCCUAUGUGAUAAGCAUCGGAACAGAUGAAAGACUGUGCGUCUGGGAACGCUUUCAAGGACACUUAUUGCAUACUUUGCCGGCGCAUAAAGCAGCUUAUAGCUUACAAUUGGUGAUGUUAACGCAUCAUCUCCUCAUAACCAGCAAUCAGGGAUCAUUAGUGGUCUGGGACGUACGGACGGGCGAGCCGGUGCGGGAAGUAAGAUUGGGUCAUAAAGACAGCUGCAUUUUCGUAAAGCAAAUGCUGGCGCUGAGGGACAGUGUCGUCUGCGACUAUGGUCGGCAAUUGAGAAUAGUCAGAUUUCCGCUGGUCUCUGAUAAGCUGGAUUAAAGUUCUUCGUACGCGCGUGUACAUAGCCGUUUUUUUUUCUCUAUCUUUAGCGACAUUCAUUUGAAGAAGUGUGUUACGUUAUUAAUUUAGAUCUUAGAAACUGUAGAUUUUUAUACAACAUAUAUAUCGCGUGUAUAUUCUAAAGAGUGAUGUAUAUUUUCGAUGUAAGUUUUAUGUUGUAUGAUAAUACACGUCUUUACGGGAAUA
Messenger RNA from Wasmannia auropunctata (little fire ant), 4371 nucleotides. It is a transcript of the gene SCAP, whose product is annotated as sterol regulatory element-binding protein cleavage-activating protein. The transcript has 13 exons. NCBI's taxonomy places the organism in Eukaryota, Metazoa, Arthropoda, Insecta, Hymenoptera, Formicidae. Gene Ontology annotation, molecular function: sterol binding; protein binding. The record is from RefSeq and is a predicted model, not a curated record. Gene Ontology annotation, cellular component: endoplasmic reticulum membrane; Golgi membrane. Gene Ontology annotation, biological process: SREBP signaling pathway. Bases 190 to 4164 code for a protein of 1324 amino acids.